Molecule: messenger RNA, 2139 nt
Organism: Myzus persicae (green peach aphid)
Lineage: Eukaryota; Metazoa; Arthropoda; Insecta; Hemiptera; Aphididae
Product: interleukin-1 receptor-associated kinase 4-like
Exons: 8
Coding region: 582-1934 (450 amino acids)
Biological process (GO): protein phosphorylation
Molecular function (GO): protein kinase activity; ATP binding
Source: RefSeq, a predicted model, not a curated record
AUAGCCCCCCACGGCUCUGUGCAAAAUAAAAAGGUGGGUCGUGUGUGCUGCAACUAACAUUUUCUUGCCUCACUGUCGAAAAAGUUUGCGCCGCCACUGCCUAGACCUAGGUACUAUUACAAUAGUAGCAGGCUCAUGAUAGACGUACUCACAAAUAUUAUAGUCACUAUUAAAGAUAAUAUGUUUAAUAGUGAUUAUAUUAUAAGUAAAUAGGUAAAUAUACAUUCCACGAUGUAGGUAAUACCUACAUCGUGAUACAUUCGUACUAGGAAUUAAAAUAUAUUUUUUUAUCACGUAGUAUCUAUCAACCAGUUGUAACUUGUAAUUGUGAUAUCAUCUAUCUUAGAGACAGCUGAUAUAGAUAAUAGUUGUGAAUGUUCUAUGAUUAUAUGUGAUCUAAGACCUGUUGCGCACUAUCAUAAUUCGAUAAUUCAUAAAAUUAAUUAUUAAUAGAUUCAUGGUUUGUCUUUGAAUUCGUAUUUUGUAUUAGCUGUAUUUAUCCAAAAGAUUCCCAGUAGUAGUUACCAAGUAUGGCAAAAGCUUUGUAUUUAGAUUUACGACGAGUUUGAGUCGUAGAAAGUAUGACGCUGGAAACCACAGAGGUGCGUAAAAUGGAUGCUGCGCUCAAAUUUGAGCUGGUCAAUUUGUUAGAUAUUAAUGAUGGCUGGAAAUCACUAAUGGCAUCUGUAACUGUAGACUGUGAUCCGAAUAAAAGUCCAAAAUAUACAUUUGAUCACUUAAAGUUAAUAGAAAUGGCAAGCCAAACACAACGGCGAUCUUGUAGUGAGAUAUUUUUGGAAGAAUGGGGAACUAGUGGUCAUAUUAGGCCUAACUUGAAGAUACUUAUGGAUAUGUUGUUCAAAUUAAAGUUAGUACGAGCUGCUGAAUGUGUAGCUUCUAAAAUCAUGAAUGAUAAGCCUAUUGACAGGUUGGCGACAUCUAUGGAUUUUCUCGACAUUGAUGAAUACACAGAUAAUGAUAAUAGUGAAAAUUGCAAGUCUACUUUGUUCGCUCAUCAGCUAGAAACCAGGUCAACUAAAAAUGACGACAAAAGUAAUGGCAGGUUUGAUAAAAUUAAGCUACCUUACAAAUAUUUAUCUAAUGCCACAAAUGGAUUUUCGGAUUCAUGUUUAAUUGGAGCUGGUGGAUUUGGUAAAGUAUUCAAAGCCAAAUUGACUAACCAAAUAGUGGCAAUAAAACUUAUGGACAAAAUAUUUGAAGAAAAAGAUUUUAAACAGUAUUUAAAUGAAAUUGAUAUUGUUUUAAAAUUUAAACAUGAUAAUAUAUUACCAUUACUGGCAAUUUCAUGUGAUGAACAGCCGUGUGUUAUUUAUGAGUUUAUGGAGAAUGGUUCAUUAUUGGAUUGCUUAGCAUGCAAAAAUAGAUCAUCAAUAUUAGAUUGGAAACUAAGAAUAAAAAUCGGAACAGAUGUAGCCAGUGGGUUGGUUUACUUACACACAGCAUUUGAAACACCUUUCAUACAUCGAGACAUUAAAACUGCAAAUAUUCUUCUGGACAAUAAAUUCAUUGCCAAAAUUGGUGACUUUGGCUUAACUCGAAUAGGAGAUCAUACAAUGACAUCUGUUGUAUUAGGAACAUCUGCAUAUAUGUCACCUGAAGCAUUUAGAGGUGACAUUUCUAUGAAAAUAGAUGUUUUCAGCUUUGGAGUUGUAUUAUUGGAGUUAAUAACUGGAUUAGCACCGUAUGAUGAAUGUCGAACUGGUUGUGACUUGUUAACUCAUAUAAGUGAAAUUGAAUGCCCUAUUGAAGAAUUAUUGGACAAGCGUGCCGGAUAUUGGAACAACAGUAUUGCUAGAAAAAUAUAUGACUUGGCAAUUCUUUGUACAGCUGCUAAAACUCAAAGGCCAUUUAUGCAUGGUCAAGAAGGUGUUUUUGAAUCUCUUAAAAAUAUUCAAUCUGAAAUAGAUAUAUAGUAUAUACCAUCAUGAAAAUGCAUAAUUAUAUAAUUUGUUGUGUAUAACAAUUAAGUUACCAUAAUCAUUAAAAGAAAAUUAUAUUUUUGUAUUUAAACAUUUACUAUCACUAUUUAUUUUCCGAUAUUGCUCAGUCUAGAAUUCAAAAUAAAGUUUGACUUGUUAAAGUUGUAUAUAAAAUAAAUUAUUUUUAUUUUGAGCUAUA